This is a messenger RNA of Zophobas morio, 1921 nucleotides long. RefSeq lists its product as uncharacterized. Gene Ontology annotation, molecular function: transmembrane transporter activity. The coding region runs from base 132 to 1658 and encodes 508 amino acids. The record is from RefSeq and is a predicted model, not a curated record. Gene Ontology annotation, cellular component: membrane. NCBI's taxonomy places the organism in Eukaryota, Metazoa, Arthropoda, Insecta, Coleoptera, Tenebrionidae. Gene Ontology annotation, biological process: transmembrane transport. The transcript is spliced from 3 exons.
CUCCUGAAGACCUAUUGCAGUGCAGAAGGCGAAGCUGAACGCAGGCAAAGUUCACCGAUUGGGGAUUACUAGUGGUUGCGGUAAAAAGUGGUCAGUGAUAGUUGGGAAAAUUGCAACGCUUCUGCUACAAGAUGUUGCAAAUUUUCGAGAAGUUAGGUUUCCUGUAUCAGCCCUACGUCCUUGGCAUAGUAUCCAUCGGCUAUGUCCUGGGUGAACUGGGCCACUACAUGAUAGGAGUGACCUCAAAAGCCAUCGCCAUGGAUCUCCAUUUCGGGGACAUAGCUUGCCAACUAAACAGCACAGAAUAUUCCUUAAGCGAUCUCCCUAUCACAUGUGAUAAAGCAAACAGUUCGGAAGUAUGUGAAUCAUACAACAUCAAUGGAACACCCUACUGCGAAUGGAACUACAACGGUCUAGGACUGGACUAUCAGAUCCUUGCCGGCCCCAGUUUUAUGGCAGUCUUCACAGUAGUAGGUGUAAUCCUGGGAAUCGCAGCUGACAAAUACAACCGCGUUCGAAUUUUGGCAGUUUGCACUGUCGUCUUCUCAAUCGCUAUAAUUUUAUGCGGAAGCGUAACCGAAUUUUGGCAGUUGGUACUGUUACGAAUGAUAAUGGCAGCAGGAGAGUCGGGGUGCAACCCUCUAGCCACCGGGUUAUUGUCCGACAUAUUUCCUGAAGAGAAGAGGGCUUUGGUCAUGUCAGUCUUCAACUGGGGGAUUUAUGGGGGUUACGGAAUCGCGUUUCCUGUAGGUCGUUACGUGCCACCACUCAACGCUUGGGGGUUAGGAUGGAGAGUGACCUACUACGGUACUGGAAUUGUCGCACUGAUCGUCGGUGUUCUCACCUGGUUUACUUUGAAAGAACCACCAAGGACAUCUAUUGGAGAAGAUGCAAGCACGGGAAACACGCCUACCAAAAAAGUAACAAUCUGGACGAUUAUCCUGGAUCCGAGGAUCAUCAUGUUGUGUUUGGCUGCUUCUUUAAGACAUUGCGGAGGCAUGUGCUUCGCUUACAACUGUGAUCUUUACUACCAACAGUAUUUCCCUGAGUAUGACCUAGGUUGGUGGCUGUUUGCGGUCACUAUCAUCGUUGGAAGUAUUGGGGUGGUUGUUGGAGGUGUAGUUUCUGACGUGUUCGUCGCCAAAAUGGGCAUAAGGUCUAGAGUCAUGGUCCUGGCAAUUAGUCAAAUCAUUGCCACACCUGGAGCUUUCGGAAGUGUUUAUUUUAACCCAACUUGGGCGAUGAUCUUCUUAGGUCUUUCUUACUUCUUCGCCGAAAUGUGGUUUGGCAUCCUAUUCGCCAUCUUGGUGGAAAUAGUACCCCUACAUGUCCGUUCAACAACCGUUGGAGUUUUCCUGUUUGUGAUGAACAACAUAGGAGGAAACUUACCCAUUGUUGUAGAACCCGUUUCUAAAGCAAUAGGGUACAGAGAAAGUCUCUACAUUUUUUACGCUGGCUUUUACGGAAUAAGUUCCAUAAUGUUCCUUUUCACGAUAUUCCUUAUGGAUGGUCCCAAGCCACAACCCGAGACAGCUCCUGCUAAGGAUUCUGGUCACGACAACGACAUUUUCACAACGGCUGACGAAACGAAUUUACCAACAAUAACGGCUAUGGUAGCUAACACCAAAAACAAUACUCAGGAAACUAGUAGACUUUGAAAGAUAUACUUAUUAGAUUCAGAUAUAGAUUGAACGACUGAUUUGAUGGUAUAGUAAACUACCACUGCAAAAGUCGGUGUCUGAACGCCGUACUCAUCGAUAAAGACGAAGGUUCUUAAAUUUUAAGUAUUAAUUUUAAACUGCGGUAUUUGCUCUAAGGGCGAAACGAAACUGUGUGUUUUAUAAACACAUGAGUACGUACAAAGAUUGUUAAGGUUUAUGUUGUGCGAAAUAAGUUAAAUAAAAUAAUUGAUUAUAAACUG